AUGGUGGCUUGGGGCUGGAGAAAUUUCUUCAAUGAUGUGGGGUGCAAAAUGAUCUUCUAUCUUUACCGAGUGUGCAGGGGUGUGUCGAUCGGUAGCACUUGCUCCCUGAGCAUCUUCAUUGCUGUCAGCAUCAGACAGGGGGACUCCAGGUGGGCAGGGCUGAGGUGGCGAGCCCACAAGCACAUUGCCUCAAAUGUCUAUCUCAGCUGGGGGGUCUUCCUCUUGGUGAGCAUUGUUUUUCUCAUGUACAUGACCGGACCCAAAGCACGCUACAACAUGACAAGCUUAAACGCCUAUGGAUACUGUUCUUCCGUGAUUCACGACCCUGCUGCUGAUGUGCUGUAUGUGGCCAUGCUCUCGGUGCCUGAUGUUCUCUGUCUGGGGCUCAUGCUCUGGGCCAGCACCUCCACGCUCUUUGUUCUGUACAGACACAAACAGAGAAUGGGACAUAUGCAGAGGACCAGUGUCUCCACCAGAGCAUUUCUCGAGUCCAGAGCUACCAUAACCAUCUUCCUACUGGUGAUUACUUUUGUCUCCUUUUACACCAUGUCCUGCAUCUAUCAGAUUUCCUUGUCUGUGAUUUACAACCCCAGCCCUGUGUUGCACCAUAUAGGGGUGUUUGCUAUGAGCUGUUUCCCAUCCCUCAGCCCUUUCCUGCUCAUGAGCGGACAUUCCACUUCCUGUAGCCUCUUCUUCACCUGCACAAAGAAGAAGAAAGUGGUCCUCCCCUGA
This is a messenger RNA of Dipodomys ordii (Ord's kangaroo rat), 732 nucleotides long. RefSeq names its product vomeronasal type-1 receptor 4-like. Gene Ontology annotation, biological process: G protein-coupled receptor signaling pathway. Gene Ontology annotation, molecular function: pheromone receptor activity. The record is from RefSeq and is a predicted model, not a curated record. Gene Ontology annotation, cellular component: membrane. Lineage: Eukaryota; Metazoa; Chordata; Mammalia; Rodentia; Heteromyidae. The transcript has a single exon. Bases 1 to 732 code for a protein of 243 amino acids.